GAACAACCUGCCAGCCUACCUCCUCCUUGAUGCUGAUUUUGUAGUGGGAGAUACACCACAUCUAGUGGAACUCUCUCUGGUCAGCAUUGAUUGUAGUGCUGGUACUAGAUGGUCUGGAUUAGUUGUUAGAUCUCUGAUUGAGUGUGUUGUACUCAUUCAUUUAGUCACAAAGAUGAUGCUACAGUUGUUGUUCUGCCUACUGAAGAUCAUGUUGGCAGGGAAAGCCAACCAAUCUGGCUGGUGAGACUGGUAUCCAUCAUGAAAACUUCCCCUCCCCCUCUUAAAGCUGAUCUGUUUGGUUUAUGGAUUGCAAAUUUGUCUGAUGACUGGAAAUCAUUAAGGAUAAAGCCAUUGUAGAAGUGAUGUACAGUCCUCAACCAUCUGUUGUUGAUUUCCUUCUUUGUUUAGUGAAUGUUGAUAUUGUCAUCUUGGAUGUUUAGGGAUGGGAAAACUUGCAGGGCAGCAAUUGCCUUUAUCCUUGCCUUCAGUGAGAAAGCGAGAAUGGUAUUAAUGGUAAAGGAAACUUUUGGUAGCAUGAGAGGCACGUAUGUUCAAGAACAGAAAAGUUAUGCAAUUUAUCACCAUUUAUUGUAUGUAAGCAUAGAAUCUGGAAUAAAUAAUGAACCAAAGGAAAGACAUUGCAUGAGGACAGUGUUUUACAGGAGUGAAAGUAAUUGAUGACAGUCAACAUAAUAUGAAAACUAUGAAGUGUGGAGUGAGGUGUAAGGUAAAGUAUUUGCACUUAAAAUAUUUUCUCUCAUUUCAAAGUGUUUCUGAGUUAGUACAUGAAUUAUGCUUAGGAAUUUUCUCGAAUUUAGUAAAUAAAAUAAAUAAAUAAAUAAAUAAAUAAAGGUAUGCUUUAUGAUGUACGCUUUAGUUACACAGGCUGUAAUGAUCAAAUAUAAGAGUAGUUAGCUAAUUUUGGUAAAAUUUUAGAAAUAAUAACAUUGUGAAGUUGGGUUAUGAGAAUGACAAGCAUGAAAGAAGAAAGAAAAAUCCGGAGCAAAGGCAAGAACAAUAAAAAAAAAUAAAUAAAUAAUAAAAUAGCAUAAUACAGUGAGAAGGAUGUAUGAAAGGUUGAAGAAGAAAAGAUGAAGAAACGAAGGAGUGAGAAAGAAUGUAGAAAAAAUGGAAGGAGGAAAAAAAAAAAAAAGUAGAAGGCGGAAUGACUAAUUAAUCUCAAUUUUCAAUAUCGAGAAACGCCCCUUCAAACUACUUGUAUAGCUUUGUCUGCAAUUAUCAGUGUACUGUGCUAGAGAGGCGAAUUAAAUGGUGUAAAAUAAAUCGUGAACCUAUAGAAUGAGAAGGCACAGAUAGGUAGGGUAAGAGAAGCUGCGAGUGAGAGGCGCGAUGGCAGCAGUGUAGCAGUUGCAUCUCGGGCGUCGAGUUGGUAGGUCGCUCCUGCCUAUCACAGAGCAAGGCGCGGGGUGAGGCGCGCCAAAGUUGUCCAUCUGUGACGCCCUUUAGUGUCUGUUCCAACCAUACCUACGAAAGAACAACAUGCAGCAGGUGUCUUAUUAGCCUGACAAGGCUAUCUGUGAUAAGCUACACUAUCUAAUAUAAAGUAAAAGGCGUUUAGGAUAGUAAAGGCUAGUAACAGAGUGCCAAGUACACUUCCUUGCCAACUUUGUACACUGAUAACUGCUUUACGAGUUAAAAAAAAAAAAAAAAAAACGCGAAUACCCCAGUGACGUUUGUUUGUGAUGAGCGUUGCAUGUUACGUUAGUCUACAGAGCACAUCCGUGCCUCGCCUCUGUCAAGGUUAAGACAAGUUCCGCAACUCUCGAGUACAGCAGGCGUGUGGAAACGAGGAGGGCAAGAAUCUGGAGAGAGAAAGAGGGACAAAAGAAAAUCAAAGUAGGCGAAGAAGGAGAAAGAAGAAGGAAGAGGAAGAAAUUUACUAGCACUGAAAAGAACUACGAUAUCUGUGAAUACAUCUUGAGAGAGAUUCAAGGCGUCACGAGAACAGGACUUACUGAAGAAAGCCAGUGUGGUCAGGGGCCUCACCCUUCCACAGACGAGUGGUGGCAUCGCAAGAAAUCGCCAGUUGCUCAACACUUGAGAGGGAGCAAGCGUGACUUUCGCCCAGACCAACCACAGUCACGCCUCAUCCACUAAGCGGGACCGGCAGAUAACGGACGCACAAGAAGUGUCCCGAACCUCCCUGGGUGCGUACAGUCCCCUGGUGACGAUGGAGGAGGAGGCAGUCAUGACCUCCGCCGAGCAGGACUGGGAGGCGCCCCUGACCACGGCGAGCUCGGCCAACGUGUCUCUGAGCUACAAGCCUUACGAGGAGCGACCCGAAACGUACAUCGUGCCCGUGCUGUUCGUGCUCAUCUUCGUGGUUGGCCUCGUAGGUAACGGGACACUGAUCGCCAUCUUCGUGAGGAACCGGAACCUUCGCAGCGUGCCCAACACGUACAUUAUCUCCCUGGCACUCGGAGACCUGCUGGUGCUGCUCUUCACGGUGCCCUUCAACAUGGUCAUCUACAUCCUCGACUCGUGGCCGUUCGGGAACUUCGUAUGCAAGUUCAGCGAGCUCGUGAGGGACGUGUCGGUGUGCGUGACUGUGUUCACCCUCACAGCGCUCUCCGCAGACCGCUACCUGGCCAUCGUGUCCACCGUCAGGAGGGCAGUGGGCGGGGUGGGGCGCAGGACGGUGCGGGUAGCGGUGGGCAUCUGGGUGGCGUCAGGAGUCCUCGCCCUGCCUGCCGCCUUCACGUCUGGUGUGAGGGAGUUUUCCGUCGGCCACAAAAAUAUCACCGUGUGCGUACUCUUUUCCCAAGACCUGCCGGUUUGGUACUCCAAAGUGUAUGUGGUGACCAAGUUCCUCCUGUCGUACCUGCUGCCGCUGCUGGUGAUAGCAAUCUUCUAUCUCCUGAUGGCGAUGCACCUGCUGUCCGCCGACGACGUGCCGCAGGAGUCGCACGUGUUCCACCGGCAGCUCAGGACGCGGAGGAAGGUGGCCAAGAUCGUGCUCACCUUCGUUCUCAUCUUCGCGGUGUGCCUGCUGCCCACCAACGUGUUCCUGGUGUGGUACUACGUGCUGCCCUACGGCUCCUACAACGAUUUCUGGAACGCCAUACGCAUUAUUGGCUUUUGCCUCUGCUUCCUCAACUCCUGCAUCAACCCAAUCGCGCUGUACUGCAUCUCCGGCACCUUCAGGAAAUAUUAUAACCACUACCUGUCCUGCGUCCUCUGCUGCUGUGACGACGGCGGCGGGACGGGGGGCACGCGGGCCCUCCUGCAGCCCACAAACUCUGCCUUGUCCCGCUGUCGCUCCUUCACCAUGCGAGGCACGACGGAGACCAUCACCCUCACCACCUUAGUGCAAGACCGCUCGUCCCCUGCCACCUCCUGACACACGUCUCCUCAUCUCUGCUCUCCCGCCCUCACCCGCCAUGCCUCGUCCCUGUCCCCGGCCUCCUCCCCCGCCCAUAGUGCUCUAUUAAAGCAGGACUCAUCCAGUGCGCGUCAGCUCCUAGUGGUGAGGGACAAGGAUGUGAACCGAAGCACUUCUUGUAUCUACGCCGAGGUUGAGUUGUGAGGUUUGUGUGAAGUGUUGUGCUGAGGGGCCGACCGAAGACGAAUGUAGCUCUAGUAUCAACGAAAGGAAAAUGCCACGCUUGUCUGGAGCUUUAUGAGAAAAGACGUAUGAAUAGGAGAAAGUAUCAUUGUUGCUACUUUACUAGCUGUUAUCAA
Messenger RNA from Scylla paramamosain (green mud crab), 3702 nucleotides. RefSeq names its product neuropeptide CCHamide-1 receptor-like. Gene Ontology annotation, biological process: G protein-coupled receptor signaling pathway. The coding region runs from base 2192 to 3361 and encodes 389 amino acids. The transcript has 6 exons. The record is from RefSeq and is a predicted model, not a curated record. Gene Ontology annotation, molecular function: neuropeptide receptor activity. Gene Ontology annotation, cellular component: plasma membrane. NCBI's taxonomy places the organism in Eukaryota, Metazoa, Arthropoda, Malacostraca, Decapoda, Portunidae.